Molecule: messenger RNA, 3046 nt
Organism: Aedes albopictus (Asian tiger mosquito)
Lineage: Eukaryota; Metazoa; Arthropoda; Insecta; Diptera; Culicidae
Exons: 3
Coding region: 1665-2006 (113 amino acids)
Source: RefSeq, a predicted model, not a curated record
UUGACUAAAAUGUUUCAAGCGUGUAAGUAGUCAUUUUCAAGAGUGAGACGAUUGAAUAUGACGUCAUGCGCUCCAUUGAUGUUGUCUAAAUCGUGACAUCAUGCUCGUUUGGAUACAGAUUUUGACAGUUCGUUUGGAUACAACGGAUUCAUCAACACGGAUCUAUGUUUACUCUACUAUCUAUACUCAGUACCUGCGUUCUCUGCAAGAUGUUCGGCGAAGUGCUGCUUACGCAUUUCGAUUAUACCUCUCUUCCAUAUGUCAAGAAGUUCUUGUCCUUAUCCUGGCAGAUUUUGACUCGCAACACGUAGACGUCGCGAGAUGCGUUGAGCUUCUGGUAGAACUUCCGUGCUUCUCGAAAACAGCGCAGCAGUUGUAUUUCCUCGCACUCCACUUCUUCUAGGCGGCGUUUCUUCUCAUGGAAAAGAUGGAAUUGCUGCUUCCGCUUCUGUUUGUAACGUUCGAUUUGAAAUUCUGCCGGGUCCCAUGCUUCAGUAUGACCGCCCACGCAGUGAUCUUCUUCUCUAAACGCUCCUUACUCCCUCCUCGUCGAACCAAUCGUUCCUUCGACUGCGUUCCAUUUAUCCGACAAUGCUCUCGGUUAUGCGUUUAAAUAUGGAUAACUGCGAGCUCACCCUCGUCUGUCAAUGCUGCCUCGAGAUUCUGCGCGUAGGCAUCCAGUUGAAUCAGCCACCUUAGAUUGUACCGGAAAUGUCGCCGAUGCAGUUUGACUAUCAUCUGAGAGUGGCCAGAGUCGAUGCUAUCGUCACAAUAGUUCAUGACGUGGCGUCCAUCAAUUAGAAUCUGGUCGAUUUGCGAUUCCGUCUGCUGUGGUGAUCUCCAAGUGUAACGAUAAUGGGAGGCUGUGCUAGAAAAAGAUGCUAUGUUUGGCCAUGUUCUUGGAGACGUCGAAAUCGAUGAGCCGUAGGUCGUUUUCGUUCGUCAGCAGGAGGACACUGAACUUUCCAAUUAUCGGUCUGAAUUUCUCAUCCUGACCAAUAUUACAGGUUUUACCGUGCCGUGGUCUGUUGUAUGCAGUGGUCCGCAAAAUGUAGACUAACGCUAUAAAAUGUUAAAUUGCAUUACACGAAGCACCAUCUCUUCAAAUACGUUCGCCAAUCAUAUAACGAAAAAGGUUCAAUACAUGGAACGAACAGCCCAAAUAUCCAAAGCGGUAAACGCAAUGAUUUUCAUGCAGACAAUUAAUGCUGAGGGUGUCCGGUUCGAUUCCUGGUAGAUCCAGGAAUUAUUCGUAAUAGAAAUUUCCUUGACUUCCUUAAUUUCCGUGCAUGACACACAUACACGAAUGCGCAAAUGAUCAUUGACAGAGAAGACUUAGGUUGAUAAAUGUAAAAGUGCUCAUAGCACAUGCACGAUACUUCAAGAAGUAAAUGAAAAACAAAAAGUGGUACGGAAAUGUUGAACUACGCUUAACUAUCCGUUUGAAACACUUAUAAACAGUUUGAUGUUUAUGUUUUCUCCCAGAAUCCCUGAAAUAUUUAUAAUAAAAAAAAAACAGGUUAUCAAGUAUGUUUAUUUACAAGUCUGCGGCGCCGUUACAAAGUGAUUCAAACCCCGGCUGUCUGCAUCAAUUAACACUUUAGUAGUAGACGAGCUUGCAUAUAGCAAAGUCACGACACUUGACGACGCCAAUAGAGAACGCGAUGAAGGCAUUUGCAGUGAGUUUCACGCUGUGCUGCUUGAUCGCAGCAGCCCUCGCCGCCAGGAUGAUCCAGCCUAACGCCACUCAUCCAGAUCACCCGGGCAAGUGCUAUCACCGAAGUUCCGGCCUGGUGUUCGAUGUAGAUGAAAAGAAAACAUUACCGGGAACGUGCAUGCUGGUUCUUUGCUCGGAAGAUUAUUCUUUGAUAUUCCACACGUGCGGAGUGGCCGUUAUGGACGAUGACCCAGACUGCGAACCUAUUGAACAGGACUUCACUAAGAACUACCCAGAAUGCUGUAAUAAGUACAAAUGCGUACGCAAUGGAGAAGUUAAUUAUAUUUGAUAGAACAUGACUCAAAUUCGUAGUAAGAUAUGUUAUGCACUACUUAGACAUACGAUUGAUAUUUUAUAUAAAUGCGAAACAAAUUAAAAUCAAAUAAAUCGAAUAUUUGGUGUCCCAUUCAUUGUGAAAUGUAAAAAUUAAUAGUAGAGACGAUCGACAAACAACCAACAACUGGACAAUUUCCACAUAAUUGGUCAUAAUUCAGAAACGGAGAAAAACCACAUCUUGAAAAUUUCACUUAUGUUCCCUUCCAAAAAUAUUUUUAUAAGAAUUUUUCCGGACUUCCUAAAUAGUUUUUUUUUUCAACUUUUCCAACCUAAAUAUUUUCCUCAACAGUGGAAAAAUUGUGGACAGCAAUUUUCAUUUUGUAGGGAAAUGGAACCAUAUCGGGGUCCUAUUUUGGGCACUUUUCUGCUAUAACUCAGCCAAUUCUGAACCAGUUGAUAUAAGUUUUGGAACACGAUGAGAUACGUAUAGUAUCUAGCUGUGUACAAAAUUUCAAGUCGAUUGGUUUGAAAUUGACUUAGUUAUACACUAUCUAUUUUUGAAUUUCUGAGAAAAUUUGCCUACGAUUUCACAAAAAAAUGUGUACGAUGCUUUCAAGUCGAUUGGUUUGAAAUUGACUCAGUUAUACCCUAUCUAUUUUUGAAUUUCUGAGAAAAUUUGCCCACGAUUUCACAAAAAAAAAUGUGUCUACGAUGCUCCAUUCUUAAGUUAUGAUUUUUUAAACAAACGGCUCAUAUAGCACAUCUGGACAAUUCCCACAAAAUUGGUCAUAACAAAGGAACGGAGAAAACCCACAUCUUGAAAAUUUUACAGAAUAUAGCUUAUAAAAUUUCCUUUUUAAUUUUUUUUUGGGAUUUUUUCCGAACUUCAAAAAUAGUUUUUCCGACUUUUCCAAUCGAUUAUCCUCAACAGAGGAAAAUUGUGUGGAAAACAAUUUUUAUUUUGUACUUUUUUUUAAUUGCUGAGAAAAUUUGUUUAUAAUUUCACAAAAAAAAUGUGUCUACGAAGCAGUACUUGAGUUAUGAUUUUUUAAA